Megalobrama amblycephala (Wuchang bream) is the source of this 2650-nucleotide messenger RNA. It is a transcript of the gene mknk1, whose product is annotated as MAPK interacting serine/threonine kinase 1. Gene Ontology annotation, molecular function: ATP binding; calcium/calmodulin-dependent protein kinase activity; calmodulin binding. Lineage: Eukaryota; Metazoa; Chordata; Actinopteri; Cypriniformes; Xenocyprididae. Gene Ontology annotation, cellular component: cytoplasm; nucleus. Gene Ontology annotation, biological process: intracellular signal transduction; peptidyl-serine phosphorylation; protein autophosphorylation. The record is from RefSeq and is a predicted model, not a curated record.
GCCGCAAUUUUCAGCUCUCGGACCUUCAGGCGCUCCACUGCUCCUGCCAGAUAACCAGUUGCACUUUGGCAUCUGGCCAGGUGGAGAGCUGUUGCCCACUUUCUCAUGCCCCAACAGUGCCUCCCAAACCACCGCAGGAAUGGAGAGCAGUCAGCCAAUCAACAUCAAUGAUGCUGUUACACAGAGGAAGAAGAAACGCAGAACUCGGGCUGCGGACAGUUUCACAGGCAAAUUUAGCGAUCUGUACAUGCUGACGGAUGAGCUGCUGGGUCAGGGCGCCUAUGCUAAAGUCCAGGGCUGUGUGAGUUUACAGAAUGGGAAUGAGUAUGCUGUGAAGAUAAUCGAGAAGAACGCUGGUCACAGCCGCAGCCGAGUUUUCAGAGAGGUGGAGACGCUUUACCAGUGUCAAGGAAAUAAGAACAUUCUGGAGCUCAUCCAGUUUUUUGAAGAUGACAGUUGUUUUUAUCUGGUGUUUGAGAAGUUACGUGGAGGUUCCAUUUUAACACACAUCCAGAGACGAAAAUACUUUGAUGAGAGAGAGGCUAGUCAUGUGGUCAGGGAUAUAGCACAUGCACUGGACUUUCUGCACAACAAAGGAAUCGCUCACCGGGACCUUAAGCCUGAAAAUAUCCUGUGUGAAUAUACUGAUAAGGUUUCUCCUGUGAAGAUUUGUGAUUUUGACCUUGGCAGUGGAGUAAAGCUGAACAGUGCCUGUACCCCAAUAACUACCCCUGAGCUCACCACACCAUGUGGCUCAGCAGAGUACAUGGCUCCCGAGGUGGUCGAGGUCUUUACGGAUGAGGCUUCUUUCUAUGAUAAGCGCUGUGACCUCUGGAGCCUUGGGGUCAUUCUAUACAUCCUGCUUAGUGGGAGUCCCCCCUUCACUGGCCACUGCGGCACCAACUGCGGCUGGGAACGAGGAGAGACGUGUCGUGCCUGCCAGAACAACCUUUUUGAGAGGAUUCAGGAGGGGAAAUAUGAAUUUAGGGAUGGAGUCUGGGCUCAGAUCUCAGCCGAUGCCAAAGAUCUGAUCUCGCGGCUGCUGGUGCGAGAUGCCACUCUACGGCUGAGUGCUGCCCAGGUCCUGAAGCAUCCCUGGGUGCAGGGGAAUGCACCUGAAAGAGUUCUUUCAACUCCUCGUGUUCUACAAAGAAACUGCAGCACUAAAGACCUGACAAGUUUCGCAGCCGAAGCCAUUGCAUUCAAUCGACAACUAUCUCAGCAGGAGGAAGAGCAGGAGGACUUCGGUGCUGUCGUCUGCUCCAUGAGGCUCUCUCCUCCCUCUAACUCCAGAUUAGCCCGUCGCCGAGCACAGUCUCAAGCACUACGCACCAACACUUGAUGCCUACCCACUCCACAGGUGCUCCAGUGAUGCACGUACACCCCAUAUAGUGCGUUAUAUCCCUUCAUACAGUACACAUACGUUCUCUGGCAAACGGAAUGGGUUCUAACCGUAAAGCACUCUAACCCUGACAAACACAUGUAUACUAACCUUAUGUAUACAAACCAGUCUUUCUUUCCAUGUAAUGUGAGUUUUGGGUGUUUUAGGCAUCAGAAACUUUUUUUUAAUAUAUAUAUUUAUUACCAAAUAUUUAUGGCUGGUGGUGCUUUAUAGUCAGAUAUAAAAGGGGUGCUUGGCUCGGUUUUAAUUUUGAUGUAACAACAUCAGUGAGGCUUUUUAAUUACAUUAGCAUGAGUUUUAACAUUUUUAAAAUCCACUUAGUUACUGUAAAGCACUGGACCUCUUUCCUCUGUUACUUUUUACUAUUAUUUUCUAUUUCUUGUUUAUUUUGUUUUAACAAAAGUCUAAUGUUUAUAGUUAUUGUUGAGUGAAUAAUGUUUUGGUUUAUUUGAGCUAUGUAAAGCCAUGCUGCCUGACAGUAGCAUAUGUUAAAAUUACAUUAUGAAGUGUAUCAUUAUGUAUGUCUUAUGUGGAAAUGCAAUCGAGAGGUAUGCUGCUUGAAUGAGGGUGCAGAUGAGGUAUUAUAGACAUCUGACCAUUUAGCUCAAACCGUUAGUAAAUAUUGCACAGUAUUUUUGUCUUUUCAGAUAAUUAUAUUUUUUCAUUUAAUGUAUAUUUUUUCAUGGUUCUGGUUAGUGUGUUUUAGAGUGUUGAACAUUAUUUUGUUUAAAAUGUGAAGUAUUUUUCUAUGCAUCAGGGCAGUGAGCCCAUUCUGCAGCCGACUCAGUUAUUAGGUGGAGUAAGUUUUAUAUUUUUAGUUUGCGUUCAGUGGAAAUUGUGCCAUCUUUAGGGGGGCAUAGCUCCUAAUUUGCAAAAUAACUAAAUUGACCUCUUAGUUGCCUUUUGUAUUAUCAAAUUAUAAAACAUGCACAGUUAUUUUUCCUGUUAUUUGUUGCUCAAAAUGCUACUUGAGUUUAGAUUAAAUGCUAAGAAUUUAGUGGUUAUCCAUGUAUGUACAUUUAUGAGUAUGUGUUGGGAAACAUUUCCUGUACCAGGGAUGACACCAGAGGGCGCUACCUCAUAUUAAUGGCUAUGUUCUCAGUUCUCAGUGCAAUGCAGUAGCCUAUAUUAGUCUAAAUUCAGAAAUUAUGUCUAUGGAAUGGCCAUUUAAAACUCUGGGACAUAUCACAGGUCACAAGUGUUCAUUUGGUUUUCCCAUUUUGAGAAAUAAAGCAGUUUGCACUGAAA